Colletotrichum truncatum is the source of this 414-nucleotide messenger RNA. RefSeq lists its product as uncharacterized. NCBI's taxonomy places the organism in Eukaryota, Fungi, Ascomycota, Sordariomycetes, Glomerellales, Glomerellaceae. The record is from RefSeq and is a predicted model, not a curated record.
AUGGAAGUCGGCGCAAGUCUAGUUGCCUUUAUCGGCUUCGGACUGGCGUCCAUAAAGACAUCCUGCCAAUUCGUUUCAAGUAUCAAGGAUGGCCCCGAAAAGCUGCGAGAUCUCGGAAGAGUUCUUGCAAGUCUCCGCGCGGCGUACGAGCAUACCUCUUCUCUGGGGGGUUCACAUGGGAGCACAUGUUCCAGUCAAUCCCUAGUGCAUCUUAUUCGUCAAUGCAACGAAGAUGUUUCGAGGUUCGAAACGAAAAUUGGGAGACUCUCUAUUCAGCCGCGGGAUAGGAUGCAUGGCAUUUUGUGGAAGAGGCUCAAAGUAGCCAUAAAUGAAAAGGAUGUCGCGCACAUGUUGAGUGUAAUGUCGGGCUACCUUAAUGCACUCACUUUGGAGAUCAGCGUGAUUCAUCUGUGA